Dichotomopilus funicola is the source of this 1869-nucleotide messenger RNA. Its product is annotated as oleate activated transcription factor 3. Gene Ontology annotation, biological process: regulation of DNA-templated transcription. Gene Ontology annotation, cellular component: nucleus. Gene Ontology annotation, molecular function: DNA-binding transcription factor activity, RNA polymerase II-specific; zinc ion binding. The record is from RefSeq and is a predicted model, not a curated record. The coding region runs from base 1 to 1869 and encodes 622 amino acids. The transcript is spliced from 4 exons. NCBI's taxonomy places the organism in Eukaryota, Fungi, Ascomycota, Sordariomycetes, Sordariales, Chaetomiaceae.
AUGGCGGCGGAUCAGCCGGCAGGUUACUUCUCUACGUUCUCAAUUCUCGAUUCGAGCCGCGGCACGAAUACCGAUGACCACCAACACAACAAAGCGCAACGGCGGAACCGAAAAGUGUCUGUCUGUAUACCAUGCCAUCGGCGGAAACUCAAGUGCGAUAAGGGCCAGCCGUGCUCUCGUUGCUCUUUAUCCGGAUCUCCUGAGCAGUGUGUGUAUCAGGAACAACCAUCGACAGAACCUCGAGGAGAUGUGGAGCGAAAUUCGGGAAGCAAUUAUAGGCAGCAUUUACGAACAAGAUCCUCGAGCACGGCUACCCUAGUGAACGAGGGAUCAGAACGGCGACUGCAGGGAGUGACACACUGGCGUACCAUCGCUUCAGAAUUUACCGAAGCCUGGCCCUACAUAUCUGGACGUGUCCCGGCGUGGGAGUCGACAUAUCGCCGAAUACAAGGACAUAAAUACCUAUUUGCCUCGCUUUCCGGCUUGAACUUCCCAUUUGGGGGUUUAUGUUCGUUCUUUCAGCAUGGAGACGAAGUUAUCCAAUGCCUCCCAGCACGCCCGGCUGUGAAUGUUCUCAUCCAAAGCUAUUUCCAAACACUCAAUCCCAUUUAUCGCCUUCUCCACCACCAACAGUUCAUGAAAGAGUUAGAAGAGUUCUGGAAUAGCAACUCACAGUGCUCAGAAGAGUGUUGGACUGAGCAUUUUCUCGAUGCCGCACAGUUCUUCUUUAGCAGAUCGCCGUACCUAUCAGCGCCCACGCUGGUAUCGAUGCGGGUCCUUUGUCUCGUCAUCAUUGCCCGCAUGCUGGAUCUCAAAGGAGCCGAGACCUCGCAGCUGCCGGUUCUUAUGGGGUUUCUGAGCCGGAGUGCUGUGGCUAUUCACCUCCACAUGAGCCCAAGUAUACACUCGACGCUUACACCGUUCGAGAUCGAAGCGAGGAAUCGAGUUGCCAUGCGAACCGGCACCCUGUGCGAUCGCGAGGACCAAGACGCAAUUGUACCCCUGAAUAUCAACGACAGCCAGAUCCGAUACGUCAACCACGGGUGGUCUCUAGCCCAGCAAGAAGCUGGCACGGGCGAAACAACGGAUGGUACCUUUCAGCUCAAGUUAUGCGAGGUGCUCCCCACCGUGGCCGAGAUCAUCAAUAUAGUCAACUCCCCAACCAAGCCGCCGCCAAUAUGGGAUAUGAUCCGAUCGUUCGACAGUCGGCUCGGCCAACACCUACAGGAUAUCGAGCUUGUUCUGCCGUUAGCGUAUCGGGCAUCGGGCCAGGCACCAUCUAAAACGAGGAAGAUGCAACGCGACUUUCUUCGAACUCUUGUUCACCGCACGACUCUAGCCUUACAUCACCACGCUAUUGCCCUGUCUUUAGGUUCUCCACAACUAAUAGCUUCUAUACCGGUCCUGGAUAAAAGCAUCACAAAUAUUCUGAGCAUCCAAAGGGACUGGUAUAGCGAGUUCGACUCAUCGCGACUGGUUGGCUGGCUGCUAGACAUAACCGGGGACUCAUUAAUCGCUGCGUUUCUCUACCAUCUCAACUUAGUCCGCAAACAACAGGAAUCUACCCCAACACCGUCGUUCCACGAAAGGUCUAUAAACCCGUCCCAGAAUCCCACUAUCCACGGAACCAUCGAAAUAUUCCAGUCUCGCGCCGGAAACUCCGCGGCACACUACGAGGAUUUCGUGACCGUUUCUAUCGCUGCGGGGUGUCUGGAGGCGCUUACGGUGGGUGCUACUGGUGAGCAGUUCCUUGCUGUGUUGGAACGGGUCGCCGAGAAGGUCGAGGGGGUUGUACUUGGGAGUGGAGAAGGGCGUGACGGUGACGGUGAUGAGGAAGGGGACGAGUAUGCGAUUAGUGGAGGAGGCUGA